Molecule: messenger RNA, 195 nt
Organism: Suillus fuscotomentosus
Lineage: Eukaryota; Fungi; Basidiomycota; Agaricomycetes; Boletales; Suillaceae
Product: ubiquinol-cytochrome C reductase UQCRX/QCR9-like protein
Exons: 4
Coding region: 1-195 (64 amino acids)
Biological process (GO): mitochondrial electron transport, ubiquinol to cytochrome c
Source: RefSeq, a predicted model, not a curated record
AUGGCUUUCGCUAACGCGUUUUACAAUACCAUCGCGAAGCGCAACAGCGUCUUCGUCACCUCCAUUUUUGCUGGAGCCUUUGCCUUCAACGUAGGCUUUGACGUCGCUGUGACCAAUUUCUGGGACCGUUGGAACCAGGGGAAACAAUGGAAGGACAUUCGUUCGAGAUACGUCGAGGAAGGAUCAGACUCAUAG